Messenger RNA from Kogia breviceps (pygmy sperm whale), 6807 nucleotides. RefSeq names its product ATPase phospholipid transporting 10A (putative) (gene ATP10A). The record is from RefSeq and is a predicted model, not a curated record. Gene Ontology annotation, molecular function: ATP hydrolysis activity; ATPase-coupled intramembrane lipid carrier activity; ATP binding. Lineage: Eukaryota; Metazoa; Chordata; Mammalia; Artiodactyla; Physeteridae. Gene Ontology annotation, cellular component: plasma membrane. Gene Ontology annotation, biological process: phospholipid translocation.
UAGGAGGCUGGCGCGGGCGGGCGCGAGCGGCGGAGGAGCCGGGCGCGGCGAUACGCGGCCAUGGAGUGGGAGCCGGCGGCGGCUGAAGAGCCCGGGUCCCCGGGACGGCGGCGGCGGCGGCGGCGGCGGCGGCGGCGCCGGGAGUUCAGGACGCGCACGGUGCGCUCCAACCUGCUGCCACCCCCGGGUGCCGAAGACCCCGCGGCGAGCGCGGCCAAGGGCGCGCGGCGGCGGCGGCGGUGCGGGGGCUCCCAGCACCUGGCCGACAACCGGCUCAAGACCACCAAGUACACUCUGCUGUCCUUCCUGCCCAAGAACCUGUUCGAGCAGUUCCAUCGCCUGGCCAACGUGUACUUCGUCUUCAUAGCGCUGCUCAACUUCGUGCCGGCGGUGAACGCCUUUCAGCCCGGCCUGGCACUGGCGCCCGUGCUCUUCAUCCUGGCGGUCACGGCCUUCAAGGACCUGUGGGAGGACUACAGCCGUCACCGCUCCGACCAAGAGAUCAACCACCUGGGCUGCCUCGUCUUCAGCAGGGAAGAAAAGCAGUACGUGAACCGAUUCUGGAAAGAAAUCCACGUGGGAGACUUUGUGCGUCUUCGCUGCAACGAGAUCAUCCCUGCAGACAUCCUGCUGCUGUAUUCGAGUGAUCCCGACGGGCUGUGCCACAUCGAGACGGCCAACCUGGAUGGAGAGACCAACCUGAAACGGCGCCAGGUGGUCCGAGGCUUCUCCGAGCUUGUCUCCGAAUUCAAUCCUUUGACAUUCACCAGCGUAAUCGAGUGUGAGAAGCCCAACAACGACCUGACUAGGUUUCGUGGGUGCAUCAUACACAACAACGGGAAAAAGGCUGGGCUCUACAAAGAUAACCUGCUGCUUCGAGGCUGCACCAUCCGAAACACAGAAGCCGUUGUGGGCAUCGUCAUCUACGCAGGACACGAGACCAAGGCUCUGCUGAACAACAGUGGGCCCCGCUACAAGCGCAGCCGGCUGGAGAGGCAGAUGAACUGCGACGUGCUCUGGUGUGUCCUCCUCCUCGUUUGUAUGUCUCUGUUUUCGGCCGUCGGACAUGGACUAUGGGUGCAGCGCUAUCAAGAGAAGAAAUCAUUAUUUGAUGUCCCUGAGUCUGACGGCACCUCUUUAUCCCCAGUCACAGCUGCAGUUUAUUCGUUUUUGACAAUGAUAAUAGUUCUUCAGGUUUUGAUACCAAUUUCCUUGUACGUUUCCAUUGAAAUUGUUAAAGUAUGCCAAGUGUACUUCAUUAACCAGGAUAUAGAGUUGUAUGAUGAGGAGACAGACUCGCAGCUGCAGUGCCGAGCCCUGAACAUCACGGAAGACCUAGGGCAGAUACAGUAUAUCUUCUCCGAUAAAACUGGCACUUUAACCGAGAAUAAGAUGGUUUUCCGAAGAUGCACUGUGUCUGGCAUAGAAUAUUCUCAUGAUGCAAAUGCCCGGCGUCUGGCCAGGUACCAGGAGGCAGACUCGGAGGAGGAGGAGGUGGUGCCCAGAGGGGGCUCGCUGCCCCAGUGCAGCAGCACCGGGAGCCACCAAAGCAUCCGAGUUGUGCAUCGGAGCCAGAGCACCAGAUCACACCGGCGCACUAGCAGCCGUGCCGAGGCCAAGAGGGCCAACAUGCUAUCCAAGCACACAGCCUUCAGCAGCCCCAUGGAGAAGGACAUAACGCCCGACCCGAAGCUGCUGGAGAAGGUGAGCGAGUGUGACAGGUGCCUGGCCUUUGCAAGGCAUCAGGAGCACCCACUGGCCCACCUCUCACCUGAGCUGUCUGACAUUUUCGACUUCUUCAUUGCACUCACCAUCUGCAACACAGUGGUGGUCACGUCCCCGGAUCAGCCGCGACAAAAGGUGAGGGUGCGCUUCGAGCUGAAGUCCCCGGUGAAGACAAUAGAAGAUUUCCUCCGGAGGUUCACGCCCAGCCGCCUGGCCUCGGGCUGCAGCAGCAUUGGGAGCGUGGCCACCAACAAGUCGGCGCACAAGUCCAGCCUCUUGUCCACGCUGGCCAACGACGGCACGCUGUUCCGGCUGGAGGAGAGGCUGGGCCCGCCGGCCCCAGGCCUCGCCAGCAAUGGCUACAGCAACGGGGCAGACGGCUGGGCACCUGAGUGCUCAGUACAGGAGCCUGAGCCUGAGCGGGAGCUGCGCUACGAGGCCGAAAGCCCCGACGAGGCAGCGCUCGUCUAUGCCGCCCGUGCCUACAGCUGUGCGCUCGUGGACCGACUGCACGACCAGGUGUCGGUAGAGCUGCCCCAUCUGGGCAGGCUCACCUUCGAGCUCCUGCACACGCUGGGCUUCGACUCCAUCCGCAAGAGGAUGUCGGUGGUGAUCCGGCACCCACUCACGGACGAGAUCAACGUCUACACCAAGGGGGCUGACUCGGUGGUCAUGGACCUCCUGCUACCCUGCUCCACAGAUGACGCCAGAGGAAGGCAUCAAAAGAAGAUCCGGAGCAAGACUCAGAACUACCUCAACCUGUACGCGGUGGAGGGCCUGCGCACCUUGUGCAUCGCCAAGAGGGUUCUGAGUAAGGAAGAGUAUGCCUGUUGGCUGCAGAGCCACUUGGAAGCGGAAUCCGCCCUGGACAACCGCGAGGAGCUCCUGUUUCAGUCUGCCAUUCGCCUGGAGAGGAAUCUGCAUCUGUUGGGUGCUACUGGGAUUGAAGACCGCCUGCAGGACGGAGUCCCUGAAACCAUUGCUAAAUUGCGUCAAGCAGGCCUGCAGAUUUGGGUUCUCACCGGUGACAAACAGGAAACAGCCAUUAACAUCGCUUACGCCUGCAAACUGCUGGACCACGAAGAGGAAGUCAUCACCCUGAAUGCCGAAUCCCAGGAGGCGUGUGCAGCCCUGCUGGACCAGUGCCUACACUAUGUGCAGUCCAGGAGCCCCCACAGUUCUGCCGACAAGACCGCUGGCGGCGUGAGCGUGGGCUUCUCCCCCCUCUGCCCUCCUUCUGCAGCCGCCAUCUCUGGCCCCAGCCCCAGCCUUGUGAUCGAUGGGAGAAGUCUGGCUUAUGCCCUCGAGAAAAACCUGGAGGACAAAUUCCUUUUCCUUGCUAAGCAGUGCCGGUCUGUCCUUUGCUGUCGCUCAACUCCCCUGCAGAAGAGCAUGGUGGUGAAGCUGGUCAGGAGCAAGCUCAAGGCCAUGACUCUGGCCAUAGGAGAUGGAGCCAAUGACGUCAGCAUGAUCCAGGUGGCAGACGUGGGCGUGGGACUCUCAGGCCAGGAGGGCAUGCAGGCAGUGAUGGCCAGUGACUUCGUGGUGCCCAAAUUCCGAUACCUCGAGAGGCUCUUGAUUGUUCAUGGACAUUGGUGCUAUUCCCGAGUUGCCAACAUGGUGCUGUACUUCUUCUACAAAAACACAAUGUUCGUGGGCCUGCUGUUUUGGUUCCAGUUUUACUGUGGCUUCUCUGCGUCCGCCAUGAUUGACCAGUGGUAUCUGAUCUUCUUUAAUCUGCUCUUCUCAUCGCUUCCCCAGCUUGUGACUGGGGUGCUAGACAAGGACGUGCCGGCUGACGUGCUGCUGACCAAGCCGCAGCUCUACAAGAGCGGCCAGAACAUGGAGGAAUAUCGGCCUCGUAUGUUCUGGUUGAACAUGGCUGAUGCUGCCUUCCAGAGCCUCGUGUGUUUUUUCAUUCCCUACCUGGCCUACUACGACUCAGACACAGACAUGUUCACCUGGGGGACCCCCAUCACCGCCAUUGCGCUGUUCACCUUCCUUCUGCACCUGGGUAUAGAAACCAAGACCUGGACCUGGUUCAACUGGAUGGCUUGUGGCUUCAGUAUCCUUUUAUUUUUCACCGUGGCUUUGAUUUAUAAUGCUUCCUGUUCAGUGUGCUACCCUCCAUCCAACCCCUAUUGGACCAUGCAGACAUUAAUGGGCGACCCUGUGUUUUACUUCAUUUGUCUCAUAGCACCCGUCGCCGCACUGCUGCCCAGAUUGUUUUUCAAAGCCCUGCAGGGGAGCCUUUUCCCCACCCAACUGCAGCUGGCACGCCAGUUGGUUAGAAGGUCCCCCAGGAAACUCAGGGCUCCCAAAGAGACCUUUGCUCAGGGACACCUCCCAGGAGAACCAAGGACGGAACCGUCAGAACAGAGGAGCAUCAGUGCCUCGGGGUCCGUCUCCCAGGACUGUAGCUCACAGGUGUUUUGGCACGCACAGCAGUCGGCCUGCUCCCCAGAGGCCAGUGGGGAGCCCAGCAUGGUGGACAUGGGCGUGUCUCUGAGGGAGGACACCCUGCUGGAAGGGCUGGGCAGCCAGACCUCGGGGUCCUCCUCACCAGGGGAGGUGAUCCCGGAAGGCUGUCCAGGGGACUCCAAGAUGAAACCCACGAGUGCCAGCAGGGCAGCUGCCCUGUCGUCCAUCUUCAGCCUGCCCAGCCUCAGCUCACUCAACUGGAUUUCCUCCCUCUCUCUGGUCAGCGGGCUGGGAAGCGUCCUACAGUUCUCUCGAAGGUUUACAGAUGGACAAGCGGGACAGCGAGUUCCUACCCAGUCCCCCUCAGCCAGACCAGGACCUGCAAGGCUUGAGUGGGCAGACCACGGACUACUUCUAGGACCUCCUUCCAGGGACUACAGCUGGCGGUGGCAGCGGUGAAAACCUCGAAAUGCUUUUUUUAUAACAUAGAUGUUAAUAUUAUUUAUGUUUAUUAUUUGCACAGAAGAGUUCUAGUGAGAUGUAUUUUAUAUAUUUCCAAGGCUAACACAGGAAGUGAAAGGUACCAAAAAAGAAAGUUUAUUUUUAAAAAUUUCUAACUAGAGUAUAUUGAAAAGAAAAAUAAGAGCUUUAUCGUAUAUAAAAGUUUAAGGAAGAGCGACACUUGAGAGACGGGUUUAGAUUUAUUUUUUCAUCUCAUUUUAUAAGAAAAUGCAGUCUGAUUGGUUUUCUUCAACGUGUGAUGUUUGCUUUCCCCUAGUGGAAACGCAUGUGAGCACAGUGAACCCAGGGCGGGUGUGGACGAUGUGAGGGGAGGUGACAGGCACGCACAUGGCCGCAGCAGAGAUCCCCACUGUCUGUCUCUCAAUCCCACCACUGAGAGGGUGGGCUCUGCUUCCCCAGGAAAGGGAAACUGAGAACUCUGGGAAAACACACAUACACACACAAACACGAAAUUCAUUCCAACAUUCUACUCUAUGCAGGCAUUUGGUAAAGACCACCUGUAGGUAUUAUAGUUCCUAUGUAGGGUCUCGCCUGUUAAAAUCAUAACAAGCAAUAAACAAACUUCAUUUUGCAAAGAGAGCGUUUCAGGUUGCCACUGUUGUGUGGUAUUAUUAAUACAUGACCUAAUGUUACCGAAUGCAAAUUCAUGUGCUUGACGCACAGUGAGGCCAAACAAACCAAAACAUCAGAGUUUGGAUCAGAGAAAAGUUCAUUGCAGGGCUAAGCAAGAACGGGUAGCCCGUUCUCAAAAAUACCCCAAACUCCCCAAAGGUUUCAACAAAGCAUUUUUAAAGGCCAGGCGAGAGAGGGACAUUCCAGGGUCUGUGAUCAGCUCUGCACAAUUCUCUGAUGGUGAUCAAUCCUUAAGGCUCAUGAUCAUCAAGCAUUAAUUUCUUCCUACUGGUGGUGGUACCAGCAUCUGGAAAACUCAGGAAAUAUGCAUCAGAUACUAUAUCUACGUACUUCAGAGAGGAGCUAUAGCAGAGAAUAUGGGGGAGGGGUCUGUCCUGGGAAGACCCCAUAGGGUCCUGCUUGGUUACACUGACAGAACAUAUUCUGAGUACUCCAGGACACUUCCUCAUGGCAAGUCCUUUUAGACCCUGUGGAGGAAACAGCUGGGUGACCUUCAAGCUGCACUCUCGGACACUGUGACGUGGGCUACACCAGCUCCCUGCACCAAGAGGCUGGGCUGUUUAGGUUUUUGUCUUAUGAGUCAUUACUUCUGUCUCUAAACAGAGAAAAAGAGAAGGAAAAGAUUAUAAGAAUCCAAGGCAGUUGUAUAGCAUUUACUCUUCAGAACCCUCUCUUUGACUUUGCCGGCCAUUGUGAGUUGCCUGCUUGCUCAGCCUGGGGAUGUGAAGUGAGCAGGGUGUGCUCCUGCUUAGGAUUCCUGUGGCUGCCUGUCCCCGGAGCAGCGAUGUGCAGAGGUUGGAGGAUCUCAGGACUAAGUGGUUUCUGAGCACAGCAUGCCAGCAAUAAUGGCUGGUUACCCAGCAUGUGUGGCACAUUGCAUGUGACAGAAGAUGCACCUCAUCUGGUCAGAUGGAAAGGGAAGGCAGGCCUCAUGUCUGCAAGGCCAGAGAGAAGGUGGGCUCCAGGGCAAUUGAACAUGCAACUCAAACCUGGGCUUUCCCCUUUCUCCCUGCACGCAGCUUUCUGGGAUCAGCUUGAUCCCACGGCAGGCUCUGUUCUUGGUAAUGACAUGACUGGAACCAUCCCAGGACAUGUGCUCACAUCAUGCUCCAGAGGAGAGAGAGGGUGCCACUCUCUACAUCCUGAGCAGAGUCUUGGUUUCCUUGACCUCAUGCAGUUGCAGGACAGCCUUAAACCAGUUACUGGCAAAUUGUGAGAAUGUCCUGACGGGCUCCAGGCUGGAGCUGAGAGAGAGGUCAGCUUCCCUCCAAGUACCUGGGCUGCAUGAGUAGAUACUCAGGAAUUUCUGGGUCCUGUUAGUGGGGCAAGAGAGAAGAAGGAGUGGAGGGGCUUCAGCAGCCAGCAAUGCCCAGGACUGAAAGUGGUGCUGUCCUGGCCCACUCCCUCCCCCAAUGCCUGAGAUUACCUCAUGUUUUCUUAGAGCAACACAUGUGGAAAGAAUUUCCCUGGGAAGAUACACAACUCUACCAUUUCCUGAAUUAAGGU